Jatropha curcas is the source of this 936-nucleotide messenger RNA. RefSeq lists its product as uncharacterized. Lineage: Eukaryota; Viridiplantae; Streptophyta; Magnoliopsida; Malpighiales; Euphorbiaceae. The record is from RefSeq and is a predicted model, not a curated record.
AAAAUACACAUGAAUCCCAUUUUCUUUCUAUUGUUAUCUUCAAAUCUUUCUUCAAACCCACCAAAAAAAAAAAAAGAAGAAAACCCAUUUCUCUAGAUCAUGUCUUUCAUAUCUUGAAAUAUCUACACAAGAAAGAUUGUAAUGAGCAAUAAGGAUCUUGAGCUUGCAGUACAGAUUAUAAUUAUGGCUAUUGUAAUAUCAGUAAUACUAUUAUUUCUGGGGAUUGGGUUAUUAGUACUAAUUCAUGCUUUUAUUAUUGGAAGAAGCUCUAGAAAUAGUUCUCGUAAUGAAAGAGAAGAUCUCGAAAGAAGAAAUAGGUCUCAAGAAGAGUUACAGAAGCUUCCAAGCUAUGAUUUUACAAAUAGCAAAGGAAGUAGCCCAAUAGAUUGUGCUGUUUGCUUGGAUAAUUUCAAGAUUGGUGAUAAGUGUAGGUUAUUGCCUAUAUGUAACCAUAGUUUUCAUUCUCAAUGUGUAGAUUCUUGGCUUUUGAGGACACCCAUUUGCCCAAUUUGUAGAACAAGCACUUUUUCUGAUUCAAGAAGGCAAGAAAGUAGUAAUUUUAGUGACAGUGUUGAUGUUAGAGGGAGCCUUUCUACAGAUAGUAAUUAUUUUAGUGAUUUGAGUAUUGAUCAGUUAAGAGAGGGGCAACCAUCAAUGGAGGAGUUGAGGCAGAAUGAAGGAGAAGAAAGCAACCAAGAAAAUUCUAAUGGUGGAAUGGAACUAAUACAUGCAGACAACCAGAUCAAUUUGGUUGUAACUCAGUUGAACCAGACCAAUUCACUUGAUUCCACAUGUGAGCUUCCUUUAUGAUAUUUUUCUUUCUGGGAACAUUAAUUGUUGUAUAAUUAUCCGAAUUUUUCUUUUUUUUUUUUUAUGACAGUGAAUAUUUAUUUUGUAAUGUAAUAGCUUAAGGAUUAAAUAAUAGUAAAAAUAAUA